AUGAUACGUUAUAAUAACGGAAAUGAAUCGGAUACCGAAGAUUAUUCAACACCUGUAAAUGACGAUAUAUUAUUACCAUUCACCCCACUUAACACAACAACACAAACCACAUCCUCAAGGCACGAACCUUCACUAAAUGAUUUACAUAGACGACAUGACUCAAAUACUUCACCAGAAGGACAACAACAAUAUACAACGCCAUCUGAAGAUGAUAUUCAUCAUCAUUCACCUCUUGAAAAAUUACAAGCUGAAGUUGCUGCUUCACAUGAACGGAUAGAAGGAUUAAGGAGAGAAUUAAAUGAACGUGAAAAAAACAAGAGAAUUAUAAAUCGAAGUUGGUCUUGGUUUGUCAAAAUUAUGGCAAAGCAUGCAAUUAUAAAUUUUGUCAUAUUAGCAAUUAUAUUUGCCGCAUAUGCACUUAGAAGUAGAAGGCGACAUUUACCAAUAAAGGAUUCUUGGCUUCAAAGAUUACGUAUGCGAAACCGUAAAGUCAAACAAUUUGCAAAAAGUGCAUUAACUGAUUUUAAAAGUACUCACUAA
This is a messenger RNA of Funneliformis mosseae, 540 nucleotides long. NCBI's taxonomy places the organism in Eukaryota, Fungi, Glomeromycota, Glomeromycetes, Glomerales, Glomeraceae. The record is from the annotation of a GenBank genome assembly.